CCGCGCGUCCAGCCCGGCCUGUGGCCCCAGCCCCUGCGCCGCUCGCCCGACCCGCGAUCGUCCUCCGGACCGUGCCUUCUGGCCGCCCGGCCUGCCCGCGUGUGUGUUUUGAUCUGGGCCGGCCUCCGGGCCGUCCGUCCCCACUGGUCGGGCCAUGCCGAGUCGCCGCGUCGCCAGACCGUCCGCUGCGCCGGAGCUGGGGGCCUUGGGGUCCGCUGACCUCUCCACGCUCUCGCUCGCCGUUUCCAGGACCACGGAUGAAUUGGUUUUUGCUUCUCCCGCAGAGAUCAUCGACGAGUACAUCAAGGAGAACGGCUUUGGCCUGGAGGGGGCGCAGCCGGGCCCGGGCGAGGGACUGCCGCGCCUGGUGUCUCGCGGGGCCGCCUCCCUGAGCACCGUCACCCUGGGCCCCGCGGCGCCCCCGCCCCCGGCCACGCCGCCGCCCUGGGGCUGUCCCCUGGGCCGGAUCCUGCCCCCGGCCCCGGGCCCCGGGCCGCGGCCGCACCUGGUCAUCACGGAGCAGCCCAAACAGCGCGGCAUGCGCUUCCGCUACGAGUGCGAGGGCCGCUCGGCCGGCAGCAUCCUCGGGGAGAGCAGCACGGAGGCGAGCAAGACGCUGCCCGCCAUCGAGGUGGGGCCCGGGGUGGGGUGUCGCGGUCCCCCGCCCCCGGGAUUCGCGUGCGUGUAGUUAGCCUAGUUGACGGUCGUUAUUAUUAUUGCUGUUGCUGUUGUUGGAGCGGAUCAUAGUUAAUCACCCGGCCCCAGAUUCAAAAGGACAUUCAAAGAAAGGCCUCCUUCCUGGCAGUUGGCAGUAUUAAUCGAAAUUAUCAUUGCCGUGGAAAGGCAGACGCGAUCUCCUGGUCCACAAGGGAGGUCUUAAUAAUCGGAGUGGCCAAGUUUGAAUGAAUCCCCGUUCUGCCAUUUACUAGCUGUGCAGCCUUGGGCUGCUUAUUCAGUCCCUCUGUGCCUCAGUUUCCUUCUCUACAAAACGGGAUAAUAAUAAUGCUAAGCCACCUGCGGUUGUUGGGAGGCGGAAACGAGUUAUUUUAUACACGCCAAGGGCCUCCAGCACGGUAUGUGCUCCGUAGAGAUGAACUGAUGGCCUUACGGUGUUAACGAUUAUGACCAUCCAUCGUGACUCAUAGGCCUGGCCAUUCCAGGCACUGAUCAUGUAGAUAUAUGUCAGCCUCUGGGCAAAAAGAGGGAUGUGCAAGGUUAUCCCUUGCGGCCUUGCGUAAAGAAUCAGAAUGCAGCAUUCAUCAGCAUGGCACUGGUGAAAUAAUCCUGUGAACAUCUACACAUUGGAAUCCUACGCAGCCACGGCAAGUCUAUGUGUGUGAAUGUGUGUGCCGAUAAAUAUAAACACGUGCAGUUAGUUAACACAGAAAAAAUGUUAAAUGAAGCCCUCCCUUACUGUACUGAUGUGAAACCAUCUCCAAGAUAGAUUAAUAAACCAAAAAAAAAGGCACA
This is a messenger RNA of Herpailurus yagouaroundi (jaguarundi), 1470 nucleotides long. RefSeq names its product transcription factor RelB-like. Gene Ontology annotation, biological process: response to cytokine; innate immune response; canonical NF-kappaB signal transduction. Gene Ontology annotation, molecular function: DNA-binding transcription factor activity, RNA polymerase II-specific; RNA polymerase II cis-regulatory region sequence-specific DNA binding. Bases 155 to 688 code for a protein of 177 amino acids. Lineage: Eukaryota; Metazoa; Chordata; Mammalia; Carnivora; Felidae. Gene Ontology annotation, cellular component: cytoplasm; nucleus. The record is from RefSeq and is a predicted model, not a curated record. The transcript is spliced from 4 exons.